CUGGUCCAAAUCGCGUGAGCGCAUCCGUAGCCUACACAAGUCCUCGUGCAGCUGUUGUUGCACGCUGUUGCGUCCCUUCAUGUAUCCACAGUUUGCGCAGAGAUUAAACAUUCAUUCUUGUGAUGGCUCCGCUACAGUAACAAACUGGGAUUACAACAAUCGAAAUAUUUCUAUUUGACAUACAGGAAAAUAGCCUAUAAUUCAUUAACGGAAUUUUUUUGCAGUUUGCAGUAAUUUUACUGCAGAUGCCAGGAUGGGAUCCGCCGCAAAAUCUGACGAAAAGACCAUGGAAUCAAUCAACUACAACAGCCACAAAUCCAAUUUUUCGCAUUGUUUAGGCGGGCUACCAACCGCAUUUUGCGUCAUUUUGUCGGUGUGUUCUAUGGCAUUUUGUUUUUUGGUAAACUUCAGGACAGCUCACCUGGAGUACAGAGUGCAGACUUUGGAGAUGGAGAGAAUGUCCCCGAUCCCUUCCGAUGAGAAUGGAACGGUACCUGGUCUUCAGGAUAUCAUUGAAAAACUAGUGCACGAGAGACUGACCAAAGCACUGCCCAAACUUCGCGCUGCCAGGGAUGUCAUUCAAGAGUGCUCCUGUCCUCCAGGGCCUCCAGGAAAACGGGGAAGGAUGGGAAGACGAGGCGACUCUGGAUCUCCAGGCACGCCUGGACGGGAUGGUUACCCGGGCCCACUUGGGAUGGAUGGGAAGCCUGGUGGUCCUGGUCCUAUGGGAAGCCAGGGACUGUCUGGGCCAAAAGGAGAAAAGGGAGACCAAGGAGAUAUGGGGCCCAGGGGACUCCCUGCACUCGCGGGCUCUGCAGGUCUGCUCAGUAAUCAGAUUCUCACGGUCAAGGGUGACCAGGGUCAGGCUGGCCCCCCUGGACCCCCGGGGCCCCCUGGAUCACCAGGGCCCAGAGGACCCCCUGGGAACACAGGGAAGGAUGGGCCCAGAGGACCCCCUGGAGAGCAGGGUCCACCUGGUCAAGAUGGAAUCGAUGGAUUAGAGGGACUGAUGGGUCCUCCUGGACAGAAGGGUGAGGAUGGACAGCAGGGCGUGCCUGGAUCACAGGGGUCUCCGGGGCUAAAGGGGGAGCAGGGGGCUGCUGGUGACCAGGGCAGGACUGGCCUUGAUGGACUACCAGGGAUGAAGGGCUUACCAGGAGAGAAGGCUGUUCCUGGCUCCUAUGACAACAUCGGCCUUGGCCAAGUCGUUCAGGGUCUCCCAGGGCCACCAGGGCCCCCAGGAGGCCAAGGGUCAAAGGGAGACUCAGGCUCACCUGGUGCACCUGGAGCUGAUGGGGAUAAGGGAGCCAAAGGGGAUAGAGGUGAUGAUGGGAUGCCUGGAGUGGCAGGGGAGAAGGGAGAGCGAGGCCUGAUGGGCCAAACUGGGCUUGCGGGAGCUGACGGAAAAAAGGGAGAGCGAGGGGAUUCAAGGUUUGAGGACAGUCUGGCCCAGAGGAUCUCUAUCCCAGGCCCUCCAGGGCCUCCCGGGCCCCAGGGUUUCAUGGGACUUGAUGGAAGGCCUGGCCCCAAGGGGGAACCAGGUGAGGGAGUGAAAGGAGAUAAAGGAGAUGCAGGCGACAAAGGUCCUCCUGGGUUAAGGGGUACCCAGGGUCUUCCAGGUUCUACAGGGCUGCUUGGUCUCCCUGGCACCAAAGGGGGAAAGGGAGAGCAAGGUUUGCCGGGAUUAGAUGGUUUCCCCGGGCUGAUGGGACAAAAGGGGGAGAGGGGGGGCAGAGGAGACAAGGGUGACAGGGGGAUGCUGGGAAAGAAGGGACUGAAGGGACAGAAGGGCGAGCAAGGCCCUCCUGGACUGGACCAGCCCUGUCCUGUGGGCACCAAUGGGGGUGGAGAACACCCUGGGGAGACGGGGCAACCCUCAGGCGCCCCUUGCCCCCUGGGUCGGGAUGGAUUACCCAUACCUGGAUGUUGGCAUAAGUGAUGACUGACCCGGGACCUGGGAUCUGUACAUAUCGAUAUAUAUUUUUCAAAUAAAACUCAAGUGUUGUUUUUUGUUGUUGUUGCCAAUUCUAAUUUAAUAUAUUGAGUUUUUCGUAUUGGAAUUUAGAUUGUGGGUCUAUCACAAUCAAUAUUGUUUACUUUUUGCAUAUGAAAAGAAAACUAGUUUUUUUUAGUUUAGAGAUGACUUACAAGAAGGAUAUCAUGCACACAAAGAGGGGAGACUGGUGACAAACGGAAAGCAGCAGCAACACCUACCGGAUGGACAAAUGUUGCUGCUUUUAUCUAUAUGGGAAGAAAUAAAUCAUUGAUUCUGACGAACAGGCUCACUAGUGUUCCCAUAUUGGAGUGUACAACUCAGCCUGCACCUUGCAAACAAAUCUACCCCAUCACUCCUGUGAUCGCUGUUUGCUUUGAAAGGACCAGUCUAUAUGGGGAGAAAUAAAUCAUUGAUUCUGACGAACAGGCUCACUAGUGUUCCCAUAUUGGAGUGUACAACUCAGCCUGCACCUUGCAAACAAAUCUACCCCAUCACUCCUGUGAUCGCUGUUUGCUUUGAAAGGACCAGUCUAUAUGGGGAGAAAUAAAUCAUUGAUUCUGACGAACAGGCUCACUAGUGUUCCCAUAUUGGAGUGUACAACUCAGCCUGCACCUUGCAAACAAAUCUACCCCAUCACUCCUGUGAUCGCUGUUUGCUUUGAAAGGACCAGUCUAUAUGGGGAGAAAUAAAUCAUUGAUUCUGACGAACAGGCUCACUAGUGUUCCCAUAUUGGAGUGUACAACUCAGCCUGCACCUUGCAAACAAAUCUACCCCAUCACUCCUGUGAUCGCUGUUUGCUUUGAAAGGACCAGUCCUCACGGCAGGGACCCAAUGCCAGGUACCCAUCCCAACCUUAGGAGAGAGGUAUGGGGAGGCACAGAGGAUGGCCCUCACAGUUGAAUAGGAGCCACACAGACUGACUGCGCUGGACAGAGACAGAUGGCUACACCAGCAUGGAGGAAAUAUGGCUUUCACUCUUCAGCUGCAAUCCUAACUGGUACUGGAGGGACUUGAUUCAAACACCAGAUCCCUCACAACAAAUUACAGACACACACUAGCUUAGAUGAAUGGAUUUAUUUCAAGACCUUCUAAAUCCCUUAGCAGUGUGUUAUCCAUUACAUGCAGUUGUGUGUUUUUGUCAUAAUGUGUGUAAAAACUAAUCAGAUCUGAAAUGAACACAUGUUUUAAUACCAUGAUGUUUCGAUGGCUUUUUAGAUUUAACCUUUGUCUGUAGUCGUUUUCUUAAAUGUGUUUCAUGUUUAGAUCAAUAUUGGUUUAAAAUGUUUUAGAAUGUUUAUAAUGGUUUCACAGUUGUUGCAUCAAAUGCGUUCUCAUUCCUCUGAGUGCUCUAACCAGUUCAUUGACACAGAACACUGUAAAACUUUGUAGAUACAUAUAAUGAGAUAUUCCUGUGUGUAGGUUUUGUGGAAAUUCCUUGGAUCUGUCUUAUAUUCAAGUUACAUACAUUUUCAUUUCAUACAUAGCCCCUGAAAAAGUUUGAGCUAUUCAAACAGUCAGAUUUAGAUGUUCAUGUCAAAUGAAUGAUAGCAAGCCUAAAAAAGGGUCAGGACUUUUUACAUCUGACAUCAAGGUAGAAAUAAAAUACAUAUUUUCAAAGCUACCAGGUGGGCUUAUUGGGCUAAUUAUUGUUUGUUCUAGAUACAUGCAGUAUUUAAGUUGUCGGUCAUAUUAAAUACUAUUUCAAAUGGA
Oncorhynchus kisutch (coho salmon) is the source of this 3706-nucleotide messenger RNA. RefSeq names its product collagen alpha-1(XXIII) chain. The record is from RefSeq and is a predicted model, not a curated record. Bases 254 to 1939 code for a protein of 561 amino acids. Lineage: Eukaryota; Metazoa; Chordata; Actinopteri; Salmoniformes; Salmonidae. The transcript has 30 exons.